AUGACCAAGAGCACGGCCGACCCUGACUCCAGGCCCAGCGAGCUGCAGACAGAGCCUGCUGCCAGCACAGUGUCCUCUGAGCUCGCUGCAACCUGUGACCAGGCAGCGGCCGAGGGCAGGGCAGAGGCUGACAUGGCCCUGACUGAGGGCAUGGCCACCUCAAACAACCAGACUCAGGCCAUGCCACAGACUGACGCCAUGACUGCACGAACUGUGCUAGCCACGGUGAAGGACAUUCUACAGAGACUCACGUCCUGUGACACUGUGGAUGCCGAGCUGCAAAUGGAUAUUGUGAGCCUGACUGAAAAACACCCUGCUCACGUGGUGAUGAGCCUCCUGCACUGUGCCCCAUUGUGUGACAGAGCUGCCACACUGAUGUGGAGGGCCAUGGGCACCUCAGAAGUAGCUGCGGAGGAGGUGCUUCCAGCACUGCUCUCUGUGCUAGAGAAGCAGCCACCGUACGGCACGUUCUUCUGCAGCAGGGACGAGGCCGUCUUUGCCCUGGCUGCAACUCUGGUGCUGUGGAGGAUUGCCCCCAUGUCUGAGUGGCACUACGGAAUACUCCUUCAUUCUCCCCAGCUGUUUGUGGAUCUGCUCUUGCAAAUUUUCAUCACCACAGAGCAGAUGCCAGAGAAUGUUCAGAACUUCUGGAGAGUGUGCCAGGAGGAACACGGCCUUCCCAGCGACCCCAACAGGUUUGCAGCACAGACCAUGAAGGCUCUACUCUCCCAGCUGGGCUUUGACAAGAAGCUGGUGGCUCUGGAGCACCUGCAGGUCUGGGACACCCUGCUCUGUGCCGACACCCAGCAUGAGGCAGCAGGCCUGCUGGCCAGGGAGAUGCGCUGUGGCUUGAGCCCCCUGUGUCCCCACAUGGCCUCGCACCUGCUCAGCCUGCUCAUCGGGAAGCAGCCACGCUGGGAUCUGCCUGCCCUGGCGUUCUUGGUGGAGGCACCUGCUGAGUGA
Messenger RNA from Passer domesticus (house sparrow), 963 nucleotides. RefSeq lists its product as uncharacterized. Bases 1 to 963 code for a protein of 320 amino acids. NCBI's taxonomy places the organism in Eukaryota, Metazoa, Chordata, Aves, Passeriformes, Passeridae. The transcript is spliced from 7 exons. Gene Ontology annotation, cellular component: cytoplasm. The record is from RefSeq and is a predicted model, not a curated record.